Aspergillus pseudoviridinutans is the source of this 579-nucleotide messenger RNA. RefSeq lists its product as uncharacterized. The transcript is spliced from 3 exons. Lineage: Eukaryota; Fungi; Ascomycota; Eurotiomycetes; Eurotiales; Aspergillaceae. The record is from RefSeq and is a predicted model, not a curated record. The coding region runs from base 1 to 579 and encodes 192 amino acids.
AUGGAUAUGACGAGAGUCGACUGGUCUAAAGUCGGUCCCAAGGCCCUGCCCUGGCUCAACCCAGAGACUGAAGCAGUCAGCCUUGAAGCCAUCGCCAAGUUUCCGGGGGGCUACACUCUCAAGGCAGCUCUGCUGGCUUCACUGGAGGUUGUGAAGCAGACACUCAAUGUGGCGUCGGCUGUUCCGACUGCAGCCGAGUAUAUAUCUGUUAACAUCGCUGUCCCGGCGGGCACCCGCGCCCUGGACCUCACCCACUGGGCCGCUGACAAUGCGGGCAAGUUCAUCAACAUCCGGAGCGUAGCUCUCUGCGGGCGCUCGUGUCGGGCGUCGAGAACGGCGUGGACUCGGACAUCAAGAGGCUCGUUGCUGGGAAGGCAGCUGGUCAGAAGGCGCUGGCCGCACCUGCUAAGGUCAGUGUCUACUGUGCGCACCACCCCAGCCCCUGCAGGUUCUACUCCUGCCGGCUCUGCUGCUACUGGCACUAAUAGUGGCCCGCCGGCUACAGGCGGCGACCACCUUUCAGCUCUGAAGGCCCACGUCCGCGCGAUAGUCAUCAGGCAUGACUUCUCAGUCGACUAA